GCCCCGGAAGAAAGCAGUUCGCUUUACCACUUGGAAAGUGAUCAGCUCGCGAGGUUGCAACCGUGAAAGUACAUGAUCUACUUGCAUAAAAGAAACACAACUCUUGGAAUCCAAGGAUAGUACACAGUGUUCGUACUGGCUGAGGAGACAGACCUACAGACGGUAUCACAGACACUGGACAGAUUUAAUCUUAUAGAUUUGAAUGGACAAGGAGACCAGAAAUACAUAGCCCAGCUAGUUAACCCGUGUGGAAACUCUGCGAUGCCUGUGAAGAAAAAGAGGAAGUCUUCAGGGUCAGAUGACCCGGGACUCAGGAAGUGUAAAAUCACCUGUUUCUGCAGACCUCAGGCUCCAGGCCGGUUGAUCAGCCCAGAGGACCAGUUCUCCAAUAAGAAAUGUCUGGCCUGGUUCUACGAGUACACAGGUCCAGAUGAGGUGUUGGGUCCAGAGGGGAUGGAGAAGUUCUGUGAAGACAUUGGAGUAGAACCAGAAAACGUUAGUCUUCCUCGUCUUUUCUCUUCAUCCAUCCAUCGUUGAUAAUUAUGAUGUAUGUUCUCUCCCACCCCACUCUCCAUCUUUCUCUUUUUCAGAUAAUUAUGUUAGUUAUAGCCUGGAAACUAGAAGCUCCAAAUAUGGGAUUUUUCACUAAGGAGGAGUGGCUUAAGGGAAUGACUUUACUACAGUGUGACUGCAUAGAGAGGUUACAGGGGAAACUGGACUACCUUCGCAAUCAUCUCAACGACACGAUCAUCUUUAAAAACAUCUACAGAUACGCCUUUGACUUUGCCAGGGAUAAGGACCAGAGGAGUCUGGACAUGGACACAGCUAAGUCCAUGCUAGGGUUGCUACUGGGGAGAACAUGGCCACUCUUCCCUGUCUUCAACCAGUUUCUGGAGCAGUCCAAGUACAAGGUGAUGAAUAAGGACCAGUGGUAUAACGUCUUAGAGUUUAGUCGUACAGUCAGCACAGACCUCAGUAACUAUGACGAGGAUGGAGCCUGGCCGGUGUUAUUGGAUGAGUUUGUGGAGUGGCAGAAAGCUCGGCUGGCAGCGUUAUAGCUGAGGACACACUCGCCAAACCGCAGAAGAGGAGAAAGAGAGAAGCUCACAUGAAGAUGUUCUCCCUCCGUUUGAAAUAUACAGAAACGGCACACACACUAUACAGAGAUGGCACACACACACCUUCCAUGGACUGUGCACACACACACCCAUACGGUGUCACGGCGUGCAGAUACACUUCCAGUGACGGCCUCUGUGCUUAGUGGGCCAAACAGUGAAGUCCUCUCUCUCUGAAGAUAGUUUGUCAGUGUUAAUUUAAGCAAGUUCAACAAGGCGAAAACAAACAAAAAACUAAACGAAAGGGGGAACUAUUUUUCAUAUAUAUUGCAUCUCUAGCCAUUGUUGUGAAGCUCGACUGGGGAAUUUUUCCAUUUCCUUGAACAUUUUUUCCCGUCAUUUUUGAGUCUUACCUUGUUUAUAGUAUGUUUUCAGAACAAGAAUAAAGAAUGGAAUUC
This is a messenger RNA of Oncorhynchus mykiss (rainbow trout), 1513 nucleotides long. RefSeq names its product DCN1-like protein 4 (gene dcnl4). Gene Ontology annotation, molecular function: ubiquitin conjugating enzyme binding; ubiquitin-like protein binding; cullin family protein binding. The record is from RefSeq and is marked provisional. Lineage: Eukaryota; Metazoa; Chordata; Actinopteri; Salmoniformes; Salmonidae. Gene Ontology annotation, biological process: protein neddylation. Gene Ontology annotation, cellular component: ubiquitin ligase complex.